AUGUCGACUCAUGGACGCGGUCGCGGGCGAGGUAGAGGUAGGACAGGCACCGUUACUCCUGCCCCCAUAGGGACUGAUCCAGUAGACUUUAUGGCUGCCCUGGGAAAUAUGGCUGCAGCUAUGCAGGCGACAGCUGAGGCAUUGGGUAAUCAGAUAAACCAUGGUAAUCAUGGGAAUAAUAAUGAUGAGGAUGGUCCUAUGACACUUGCUACAUUUCUGAAAGUUCACCCUCCGACCUUUAGGGGAACCUCAAAUCCCACUUAUGCAGAUAAUUGGAUUCAGGAUAUGGAAAGGGCGUUACAGGCCCAACAGGUUCCUGAAGAGCAAUGGGUUGAAUUUGGAACUUAUCAGUUGCAAGGUGAAGCUCAGUAUUGGUGGCAGAGAACACAACGUAUCCUACAGCCUGAUGGUGCUGCAAUUUCUUGGGAGUUAAAGCAGGGACAGAUGACUAUUGCUGAGUAUACCAGCAAAUUUGAAGAGUUAUGUUGCUUUUCUCGUAUCUGUCAAGGUGUGCCUGAAGAUUUUGCUGAAUGGAAAUGUAUUAAGUAUGAAGGAGGUCUUCGGAGUGAUAUUCUGAGCUUCGUUGCCCCAAUGGAGAUCAGGGUGUUUUCUGAAUUGGUGAAUAAGAGUAGGGUGGCUGAGGAUUGUGUGAGGAAGGCGGCAGCAGAGAAAGGGAGUUUGAGGGUGCCUUUUCAGAGGCCUUCAGGGAGGAAUUUUGCUCCGAGAGGUAGGAAUUUCAAGCGUGGAGGUUUUCUUCCGCAGCAGACUCAGGGUCAAGGUUAUGAUUUGAAAGUAUAUAACGCUACUCAUGAAGCUAUGGUGACUAGGAUAGGAUGUCCACAAGUUCUCUUUCGAGUACAACAGCGUGAAUUUGUGCAUGAUUUGAUUUGUUUACCUAUGACUGGUCUUGACCUCAUUUUGGGAUUGGAUUGGUUAUCCAAGAAUCAUGUUUUGCUUGAUUGUUCUGAGAAGUCAGUACAGUUUAUGCCGAAAGGGUCGGAAGCACCGGUUGUGAUAAGGGUUAGAUGCGAGGAUAUUCCAAAAACUGCUUUCAGGACGUGUUAUGGUCAUUAUGAGUAUACAACUGAAGAGGAGCAUGCUGAUCACUUGCGAACUGUGCUGCAAAUUCUAAGAGACGGGAAGUUGUAUGCUAAGUUAUCUAAAUGUGAGUUUUGGAAGAGUGAAGUAAAGUCUCUCGGCCAUGUGCUCGCCUUACUUUUAACUAAAUUGACUAGGAAGGAUACGCCUUUUAUCUGGACUUCGGAGUGUGGGGAGAGUUUUAAAGCACUGAAGCACAGGUUGACUACUGCACCUGUGUUGGUAUUGCCCGAACCAAGUGAACCGUUUGAAGUGUACUGUGAUGCAUCACUGAAGGGUCUAGGGUGCAUUCUGAUGCAGCACCAGAAUGUUGUAGCAUACGCCUCACGGCAAUUAAGGCCGCAUGAAAUGAACUAUCCGACACAUGAUUUGGAACUUGCUGCUGUUGUGAAAAGCGAAUGUUGUGGCAGACGCCUUGAGUCGGAAAUCUUUAUAUGCAGCUUGGAUGAUGUUACAGGAAGAAGAAUUACUAAGGGCAAUUCAAGGCUCAUCGGGAUAGUGAAACGUUACGUAAGGUAUUACCAGCAGUUGAACAGGGAAAAUAAUGGAGAGCGUCAGAAGGACAUGAUGGUUUGUGGAAGUUCAAGAAUCGGAUUGUUAUGCCAGAUAUUGGAGACCUGCGACAGAGUAUCUUGA
Arachis ipaensis is the source of this 1734-nucleotide messenger RNA. The record is from RefSeq and is a predicted model, not a curated record. NCBI's taxonomy places the organism in Eukaryota, Viridiplantae, Streptophyta, Magnoliopsida, Fabales, Fabaceae.